Messenger RNA from Macrobrachium nipponense, 6397 nucleotides. RefSeq lists its product as uncharacterized. The coding region runs from base 1198 to 4944 and encodes 1248 amino acids. The transcript is spliced from 5 exons. The record is from RefSeq and is a predicted model, not a curated record. Lineage: Eukaryota; Metazoa; Arthropoda; Malacostraca; Decapoda; Palaemonidae.
UGCAACGAGUAUAGGAAAUAUCGAAUGGCCUAAAACAUCAGCCGCGGGAGAUCGAUGAUUUUGAAGGAUGUCAGACUAUGACACGUGUAGCUAGGGUUCUGCUCAUGCGCAGUCGUUCCAGCCCCGCCCCCUUCUCUGUAUGAGAAUGAAAUGACAUCAAAAUCCCACGCGAUAAUUUGCUGAAUAUUUCAAGACGUUUGGUUGGCGAAAUUGCGAGGACAUCACGGCAUACGUCGUUUAAUUCUUUUUUUUUCAUUACCACUGGGCAGUUAAUGGAUCAGUCCACUGGACUAAAGCACGAAGAAGGAAAAGCCAGUUGGAAACACGCUUUGAACUUUAGAACCAAACACGCAAAAUAAAAAAAAAAUAGAAGAAAAAUAACAAGAGGCUAUUCCGAGAAAGGGUCGCUCACUCACUCACACGAAACCCAAUUUGAUUGAUGGCCCCCAUGCUAGAAGGCGGUGCAUUCACACACACACACACACAGGCUGAGAAUACUUUUAAAAUCGUUUCUCUCUCUCUCUCUCUCCCUAAGGAGAAACGAAUUACCGAAGGGAGGACGAAGUAACCAAGUGGUAACUACAACAAGGCGAACCUUAACCCCACGUGUCUUGGGUUAGACUUCCAGUUAGCUUCCAGUCACCCUUCCAGGUGGCCCAGUCACAGAAUUCCUUCGUGUUGACUGGAGAGGCGAGUGGUUCCACUGUUCCGGAAGAGUCCAAAUUCAAUCAACGGAUCCCGUUGCUUUCAGCUUUGAUAUCUGUGACUUACUUUUAUCGGCAACGAUAAAAUAUAAUUUAAGGUAUUCGGUAGCAUGAGAGAAUAACGUGUUGUAAUUACGGUAUACACAUAUUCGUUUUGCGUCUUUUAGAUGAUUAAUGUUAACUGGUUAAGAUCAUAUCAAUCUAAACAAAGCUAAUAUUAAUAAAACUUGAAAAGAAAAUGAAGUACGACGUUGAUAUGAGUAAUAUUUUGAAAUAAAUUUGAAGAGUGUUGAAAUAAAGUUGAUUAAAGUCGAAAUGAAAAUAUGAAAAAUUUGAAAAAAAUAAUGAAAAAGUGCUAACUCGCCCGCGAUAAAGAAAAAAAAAGACAGAAGCAGUUUUCCCCUUCUUCUUCAUCAAGAAAAACCACCUUGAAUAAUUGUUUUUCCUCCUUGAUUCCUCGCCCACUCAACAAUCAUGAAUGAACUAAUGCGGCAUGAGCUCUUCCGGUCUCAAACUGCGUGACCCUAGGGAGCUGUUGGCAAAUCCUGACCAUCAUCAGGCUGAAGCAAGUGUUCAUCCUGACCCCUUCGGUUCCUCGCAGAGCCAAGAACUUGGUUUUUCUUCAAAGGAAUUUUCAACGGCAGAAACAGCAAACUCGAUGUCGCCCUCAUUGGCCAUGGCCAAUGCCAACUCCCCACCUUCAAACCAGAGUGAGAUUUUGAGCACAGAUGCUCUUCCAACACAGAACUCGAGUCGUGACAUCGAGCCCAUUCCAAAGAAAAGGAGACUUUUAGAGGCAAGCGAAGUUCCUCACGAACUCAAGGAAUCUGAAAAACAGCCUAGCAGUUCUGACGACAUACUAGCUCGGGCUUGCUCUGCCGUAGGCAUCGGAGGAGAUAUAUCAGAGAGCGUAGUUGAAGAGCCUCAGCCUAAUCACCAGGAACAUAAUGGAGAGAUGCAAAGAGUGGCUCCUAAUUACCCCUACAGCAGAGGAGUUAGGCUCCCCCAUCAAGGCAUUCCUCUGUCGCCUACUUUGAGGCAUGCGGAAGAUUUAAGACUCCGUCAUCCCUUUCAUCCUGCAUUUCGACCCCCCAGUGAAAGCACUUAUGGAAUGGAAAUCAGGCCGUUUUAUAAUCAUGGAUAUCCAGUUCCAGCUAGAAUGCCUAUACACCCAAAUGAAGCCCACCGGUAUUAUGCAGUGCCACGCUACCCAAACAGAUAUCCCUAUGUUGGUCCCCCUGGUUCUACUCCAGCUUCCUUAACCAGGACACCUGUCAUAAGACCUGCACAACCAAAUGCCCCUCAUGAACGUCACCCUUCCAUACCUCACGCCUCCCAAGGUUACCCGUACGAUCCUCACCAAAUACCACGGCCAGCAAUACAUCAUGCUCCACCCACUGUACCUCAAAUGCACCUUGAGCAUAGGGUGGAGCCUUCUGAAAUUCGUCACAUCCAUCCUGCUACAUCUGAAAUAAGGCCAGUACAACAGAGUCAUCCUGAGAUUGCAUACAGAAUACCAACCCAACAUACUUUACCUGUUGGAACAGCUCCGUCAGAACAACGAUCACCUACUUCUAUAAAGCACCCAUAUCCAGGACCAGGUAUUCCAAUCCCUAUUCGGCCAAAACUACUUGGUAAUCCACAAGGUCACUUACAAGAUCCGAGGUCACCACAUGCAAGAGUCAGUGAGGGUUAUGCUGGUGGAGUCAUACAUGGAAAUCAUGCAGGAGUAGGCUCUCCACAUCCUAAAAGCCCAAAUGAAUUAUCUUGUGAAAAUCCUUUCCAAAUACCUGAGCCACAAGACAUUAAAAAUAAGGUGCAUACCUCUACACACUCUAGUACAGUCCCUUCUCAUGAUGUAUCAACUGUGAAAUUUGCAAGUUCGCUAAAUGAAAUUAAACCUCAACUCUCUUUUGUAUCACAAAAAGGAAAUAUGACAGAGCAAACAGAGGUUGAAAUUACACACGAUAAAGCUACAACAAGAAGGCCUAGGCAACCACCAGAGCCUUGUGUAGAGCUAAUUCCUAUACCGGCACCUUCACAAGAAAAAUAUGGCAAAAGUAAGCUUAAUGAGAAAAAUCAGCUGUUAUCACCUGUUAAUAGUCCCCUAGGUGUUGAAUUGAAACGGUUUCAUGCUCUAAAUCCUUCACAUCAAAGUCAACCAAGUAUGGAAAACCUAACAUCAGUAGGUUCACCCAAAACUUAUGAUGAGUCCCAGCAACAGACAAAAAAUGCAGAAAACAAAUUUGCAAACACGAGAGAAAGUGGAUCUAAUAUGGAGUCAAGGGUAAAUGAAGAGAAGGAAGAAUCUUCUAACAAGGACCCUAAGAAGUCUUUUAGAAAACGAUGGUUAGACAAACAAGAACGCCAUUCAUCAAAACGAUCUGCUGAACAGGAUGUAAAAACUACAGAACGACCCAAAUCAGAAGCAGCUGCAAAAAAAGAAGACACAGUUAUUGUGCUUGAUGAUGAUGACGAGAACGUGACUAUGGAAAGUAAUAAGCUACCUAAGUCUUUAAGUGCCAGCAGUAAAGGCUUAGUUGGCCCGGGACAACUUCACUGUCUCCACAGUUCAGUAUAUUUAAACAAUAUGAGAUCAGCUUCUGAACCUCCUAUUGGAACUUCUAUAACCUCCAAAAAUAAUAGUCCAUUGGGUAAUAGGCCAGCCUCUGUGCCUUGUUCUGCUCAACAGCUACAGAAUGUGAGGACUCUAUAUGAAUCUCAGAAUAAAGUGAACAUUGCAGAUUUUGAUAGAAAUGCUAAAGAAAAAGAUAACGAUGAUGAAUUUGUUAAUCGUCUAAAACUAGUGCUGAAUGACCUUAUAUCGGUCCCUGUACCUGAAGUCACAAAGCUGCAAGGCCUCACAUGCCCCAUUGAUGAAUUACUAGCUUCUUUGGUGAAACGUCGUGGUGCACUACCUUCUGAGGAUCCUAAUCCUAAGGAGCGACUGAGAAAAGACUUCUUGGUCUUGGUCAAACUCUGUAUGCCAAAGAAUUUAUUAGAGGACUGGGGUUGGAACAAUUCUUCACCAGAAGAAAUACUAGAUGAACUUAUCAAAGUCACAAAUAAUGGUAUGGAUGGUUCUAAAGGAAAUGCAAGAUUAAAUCUGGCGAGAGAGCAUAAUCCUGCACCCCCUACAUCUUCUCAUACUCAGGAUAACAAUCUUGACACAGCCCCCAUGAAUCAUGCGACUUCUUCUUCUCCAUGUCCUAUUGUGUCACUGUCACCUGUCUAUCAAAAUUCUUCCCCAGUCCCUGAAAUCCCAGUCUCAUCUCAGCAUUUAGAACCCUCUAAUCAAGGUCCACCCAAUCAAUCUUCACUACAGAGAGCUGGGGCCCCUCAACCUGCCAGUCAAAUUUUGAUCCAAUACCCUACUUUGCCCCCUCAGCAUCAUUCAGUCGCUCAUUCUCCUAAACAACCAUCUGUCUCCCUUCAUCCUGUCCCUGCUACACAUCACCCUCCUAUUAUGUCCCCUCAGCAACCCACAGCAUCACCUGUGUAUCACCAUUCUUCAUCUAGUUCCCAGCAACCAAGUCAAUGGCCUUCACAAAGACACUCUGUGCCUCCUAUAUCCCGACCAACAACAACUCUGUCCACCAACAGUGAACCAUCUUUCGUUCCACCAGAAGAUAACCUGGAGGAUGAGGUGUUUACACCCACCAACAGAACUCCACAUCCGCUCCCUUAUUCACGUCCUCAAGUGCCAGUGCAUCCUGCAAAACCAGUCCACGAAAGUAUCUCCCAAAAUAUCAAGCCAACACAAGAGCAUGCCGGUUACGCAUCAGCAGCUCCAGUACAAAUGCCCUCGCAAAACUCUUCCCACCCUCACAAUAUUCCCAUUACUGUUUUACACUAUUCACAAGUACCCCAGCCACCCACGAAUGUACCAUACGGUCAACAUUCCUCACACCCAUAUACUACUCCAGGAAGCAAUCACACUAUCCAUAACCCUCCACAUUACCCGAGAGGACCCUAUCCUCGACCUUAUCCAUAUGCCUACUAUCACCCAAACAAUCCUCAUUAUCCUCGUCCUGCAUACCGCCAUGCCAGCAUCCUUCAUGGCUUACCAAACACCCCUCCACGCCACCCCUAUAGUCCCAGGAGUCCGCACAGAAGCCCGAACACCCACACUGCAAUACGACUAGUCGCUCAGCCUCCUGCCCCUCUUUCGCCUAGUCACUGGAGUGGUCUGGAAGAAGAGAGAAUCGUCACCUCAGCUGCUAUCAAACCUCCGGCCUGAGUCGUCUCAUGUGCACUGGACAACUAAUUUACAUAAUUCGUGGUACUACUGUCGAUGAAAACUACGCAGAAGGGAAGUGACGUUUUCCCUGUGGCUGAAACUUCGGUCUUAGCAACUGAAAACCAACCGUGAUAGUACUACAGGGUGGAUGGAGGUUUGGUUACCAACACAAGAUCUCCUUGGAUGAGUGAAUAUACGAGACCAAGAGACCUUUUCUAUUUCUUUAAGAAAAAUGUGAAACGCUUAGUUACGUGUAGUUAUUCAACGAAAAUAUGACCAAGUGCAGCAUUCAUUAGGGGAUAAUGAAUGAUUAUAAGCCUAGAACAGUAUUCAAUGUGGCGUUUCAACGGCCAAGCCCGGUCAUGAAGGAACGGGCGGUGGUUCGCGAACGUUCCACGGUUACUUCGUUAUCAUUCUCGGGAACGAAAAAGAAGAAAAAAGUCGUCAAGAGGCAGUGGUGGAGUAACCUUUGAAUGUGAUAUAUUUAUAUGUCAGGGGCUGAAUGUAACCUUUUUGAGACAAUAGCCAUCAGCCGAGUGACUGGAUCACUGAUGAAGCUUGGUUUAUAAUUGAUCGCGACUCAAAAAAGGUCCGAGUUCACUUAGAGAAUGAGGCUUCGCGCGGUUUUGAAUUAAUCUGGCUUUCUGAGAAAACAAUAUUACAUUACGUAUGGAAGUGACUCGGUUAGUAAUUUCUCAAGCUUUCUCCUGUGCGAGAGAGAGAGUGCAAGGCUGAAUAAAAAUUUGCUCUUCUUCUUUUGGCACAAGAAUUUUGUUCAAUUGUAUUGUGCGCGGUUGCUAAAAUGUUAAAGUUUUAAUACAAUGAAAACUGUCCAUAAAUAUCCAUUGGGUAUCUGCUUCAAUUAACAUUAGCACAUACAUCUUAAAAGUAAAACUCCAUGAAAUAACUAUUGAUGUCUACUUAAAACGCGCGUCAGGACUGCAAAAGACUUGCAAUAAAUAUCGAUUACGAUGUAUACUAGACAAAAUGAGAGAAAACCAACUUUUUGGAACUGAGUAAAGAACUGACUCUCUCUCUCUCUGACGCACUUCCAAAAUUCGAAACGGAUUCUCCUCCGUCCCCAAGAAGUUAUGAUAAGCUUGGCCGAUUGUAAUAUCAACAUACUUGAAGCCUAAUUGAUAAUCUACUGAAAAUAUAUAGGAACACACAACAUUUUACUGUUAAAAUCAGCUAGUGUUGAAACGGGUCUUGUCUAUCUUUCUAUCUAUCUAUCUGUCUAUCUAUCUGUGUGUGUAUAUAUAUAUAUAUAUAUAUAUGAUAUAUAUAUAUAUAUAUAUAUAUAUAUAUAUAUACCCUGGAGACAAUCUAAGGUCACAGAAGUAAAUACUGAAUGCUGUCACUAAUGUUGUGUUGUUCAAACUAUGCUACCUCUGUGUAAAUACCUUCAUGGAAUUGUUGCUACGAAUUGUAAAUUUUAAAAGUUCAUGAUAAA